Messenger RNA from Protopterus annectens (West African lungfish), 2359 nucleotides. Its product is annotated as killer cell lectin-like receptor subfamily F member 2. The coding region runs from base 691 to 1440 and encodes 249 amino acids. NCBI's taxonomy places the organism in Eukaryota, Metazoa, Chordata, Ceratodontiformes, Protopteridae. The record is from RefSeq and is a predicted model, not a curated record. The transcript is spliced from 13 exons.
CUGGUACCAACUAGAUGAUCCUUAUGCGUUAGUUUAUUCCACACAAAUGCAUGUACAACGGCAUAUGUUGGGUAUUAUCUUUCAGAAGUCAUGACCCGUCUAAGUAAAGUGAUACUGCACCAAAUGACACGGGUGUGUAAGACACAGACGCACGUCCGUUUACUAAGCAAUUAAGAGAUUCAGGAAUAACAACGCGCAUGCUCUUGGUUUUACUACGGGGGUGAGUAAUAGUUUUUGUAGUCUGUAGCUUUAGAACGUGAGAUGUGAGAAUUUUAGUAACGCUCUACGCCGGAAGUACUCGGAGUUUGGACAAGGUUUGAUACUUUUAACAGGUUCAGUAACAUUUUAGAUGUGAGAAGCUGGGAAAAGUAGAAUAGCUGAUAGAACAGACUGUGAACCAGAUUGUUGGAGUAUUCAUUUGUGCCUGAUUUGGAGUUCUUCUUUUUCUGCCCUGGACUUGAUUUCAGACUGCUUUCUGGUGAAGUCCUUCUAACUAAUUUUCUCCGUAUUGGUGGAAAACAUUUAUAACUUUGUCUUUUGCCAUUUAAAUAUAGAGCUGCUUAGUGAUCCUUUCUGGAUUCAAGGUGCGGAGGCUGCGUGCAUCAGUCAAACUUUGACUUGAUUUCUUUAAAGAACAAGCAUUCCAUCUGAAAAUUACUCUCUCUCCAUAAUUAAGAAGCAACCCUCAGUAUGAGUUUUGCUUCCAUAAGAAGAAACUAUUCUGCCGUUUCUCAGGUUGAUCUUGAUGAAGUUGUUGGAGACUCAGAGAAUGAGACUCCAGAAGCAGUACAGUUUACUUUGGAUUCUCCUCCGCCAAGACAGGAAUCGAGGAUACCUCCUUUUCCUGUUAAAAAAGAAGAUGAAGAUUGGACUCUUCGGUUCCUGUGCUGGGUAUCUGCUGUUUUCAAUGCAAUGUUUAUCCUUAUUAUAAUACUACAAGUAAUUGCACCUCCAUGUUGGAAUCUAGGUCUCACACGUUCAAGCGUGAAUGAGACAGAGUUGGCUCGUGCUGUUAAAGCUCAAGAUAUUUUACUACGUUUGUGUAGCAGUUCCUAUAACAGUGAAAUAGGAGUCUGCAGACUUUGCCCAGAAAAUUGGUUUCUGCACAAUGGGAAAUGCUUCUAUCUAUCUGGGAACAGCACCAAGAACUGGAACACUAGUCGGGAAUGGUGCACAUCACGGCACUCUGAGCUGGCUGUGCUUGAAGGCACUGAUGUCUUGGAUAUCUUGGAAAAUUCUAACGCUGGUUAUUGGAUUGGACUGACAAGAUCUGAUGACAAGCAGUGGAAGUGGAUAGAUGGUGCCAAUGUCAGCAGCACUCUUCUUGGAGAUGAUCAUCCUAAUUUCAACUGUGGCAUUAAAGAGGGAAGUAAAUUGCUGUCGGCAGAUUGUAAUAGCCAGCAACUUUGGAUCUGUGAGAUGGAAUCGCUGAAGUACUGAACCAAGUAGUAGUAUUUGUUGUCGGCAGUACUGAUCUCUAUGACAAGGAAGUACAACUAGUUUAGAAAACUGUUUUCUGCCCAUCAAACCACAUCUUGAAAGACAUUUUGAUAGGAAUAUUGACUGAAGUAUUGUUUGUAAUGUCACUGAUUUAAUCACUUGUACACUCGAAUGUAUAUUUAAAGAAAAAAAUUUAUAUUCUGAAAACUAUAAUGUGUAUAUUUUAGGAAAUAUUUAAGAAACAACGACAACAAAAAAAAUCUGAUACAAUUUACUGUGUUAUGCACUUUAAGUACAAGAGAAUAUCUAGGACAGAUUGUUUUAAAGUAAAUCUACUGUAUCCAAAAUGAUUGACAACAUGGUUGCAAUAAUUGUGUGAACCUGUUAGUAAUUCACCAUGUUUAUUUUUCUGGGAUUUUUUUUUCUUAAAGCAGCAGUUCAUGAUUAAACCUCAUGUUAAGAAGUGCACAGGGAGAUAUUUUUGAGAUGUUCUGUUGAUCCUUAAUAGUAUCAAGAUUGCUUAUUCAAACAGCUUAGAUAAAAAUAUUUAAGCUUCCAGCUGCAUAUUUCCCUACUAUGAUAGGUUGAGGUCUGUGUGUGUGUGUGUGUGUGCGUGCACGUCUUUUGGCAAGUUUAGUUAUGUGAUGUAACUUGCUUUCUGAUUUCAAACCACUCAACUCCUAGUGAGUUUUAGUGUUAUAUUGCUGAUGUUUUUUUCUUUGACUGUCUAUAUUAGUCUCUUGUAAACAAAUGACAUCCAGUGUUUAACACAUCACCAGAUCUUGGUUUCAUGCAUCAGUUCAUAACCUGUUAAGUGUUCCAAGAAAGUUGCAAUAUAUUUGCUGUAUUAAAACUCAUGAUGUUCUUCGUAUUUCACUGUUGCAGUCAUCACUUUUGGGUGAUCUGCUUGCAGUAGUCC